GUUGCGAUAGGCACCAAAAAUAGCCGUCAGACAUGAGGGCUUUAUGAGCUAUUCCUUUCUGAUUCUCGUCCAAAAAUUCCGGCCAGAUACUGGUUCUGAUUUGACUGCCAACCGGAAGGAACACCGCGUUGUUCCUACCGGAAUCUAAAACAUAACCACUGGUUUCUUUUGAUAUUCUCUUUUCAUUCUAUCUCGGAUCUCUCUUGCUCUUCUUGAAUAUUAAAUAUUAUAUACAACAAUAAAGAGUUCCUGCGGUACUCGUUUCAAAUUUUUUUAUCUUAGUUUCCCCUUUUCUGUUUGUUUCUGGGGAAUUCAAAGAGAUGAGAGAGAGUUUGUUCAAUCCCAUUACUUGGGUUUGGCCAGAACUCACCAUAUAAAAAUUUUAGCUUGAAACAAUCCAGAAUUUCUAGCCAUUUUCUCGAGUUUUCUUCUAAGUUUGGAAGUUCGAUCAACCACAAGCAACUCGAUCGGUGGCGGAAGGUUUCUACCUCUCCUUUCAGAUUAAUGUCAACAAAGGUGAAGGGCCUCUUGAAGGGCCUAAGAUACAUUUCACAAAUAUUUGAAAAUGAAAAAGAACCCGAGAUGCAGAUUGGCUUUCCCACGGACGUGAAGCAUGUUGCACACAUAGGAUGGGAUGGCCCGUCUGUAAGUUCGCCGAGUUGGAUGAAUGAGUUCAAAUCCACUCCUGAAACCUUAUCCGCCCCAUUAACAUCUAAUGGAGUUGCAAAGGAAAUUUCUGUAGAUGAAGAUAUAAAUAGGACAGAAGGCGAAAAGCCGCCGACUUCUAAGGAAAAGCAAAGGAGACGCCGUUCAUCAUCAUCGGGUGGCGCCUUUCCAUUGGAUUCCCCAGCUCGGAAUCCUUCUGAUGCGCCAAAACACAGCAGGCGCCACCACUCUUCGGGUGGAUCUGUCAUUUCCGACAACCAAGAUGGGAGCACAAGAUCAUCAAGGCGGCACCACAACUUAAGCGGGCUGGAGUCAACCUCACGAGAUGGGCCUGGAGUCCCAAAACAGUCGCGCCGGAGGAAAUCAAAGGGGUCAUCUGGAGGUGGGUCAAGUAGGUCAAGGUCAAAAGGCCAGGCGUCGCUAACUGAUGUUGAUCCCUUCUCGGAAUCUGGACUUCUGUCUGGAACCAAACAUGGAACGAAGAACAGCACCGAGUUGUACCCGGUUUCGGUUUUGGAAGUUUUUGAAGAAGAGAAUGAGUGCGAUGAGAUUUCAAAGAACUUCGCGAUUGGUAAAGUAUAGAGAUUUAAACAUAAACAUCUGCAUGACGGUGUGACUUCAGUUAUUUUCCUUAAGCAGCUCUAGCCUCUAGCUUCCUUAAGCUGGUUUAAGAAGCUAAUGUAAGUAGAGAGCUUAGUGUUUUUGUCUGCCAGAAAAGAAAAGAAAGAAAGGAAAAGAGGUUCAGUUCAUACUUUUGGAAGCUUAGAUGCAUGGAUGGAACUAUCACAUCAAAACUGUUACGUUUGACUUGAAAAACAUCAAGAACAAGCGCAGAAC
This is a messenger RNA of Vitis riparia (riverbank grape), 1503 nucleotides long. Its product is annotated as CRIB domain-containing protein RIC5-like. The transcript has 5 exons. The record is from RefSeq and is a predicted model, not a curated record. NCBI's taxonomy places the organism in Eukaryota, Viridiplantae, Streptophyta, Magnoliopsida, Vitales, Vitaceae. The coding region runs from base 505 to 1248 and encodes 247 amino acids.